AUGCCAUCGAAUUAUAUUUUGUUGGCAUCAUUAUUGUUUGUUCUGAUUAUCACUGGAAUAUCAGAAAAAACUGGUUUAUGCACAGACGGUGAUAGUACUAGCAGUCAAUCAAUUCUCUUGAUUACAUUUGGUUCUGGUAAUCAAACAUAUUCCAAUAAAACAGCUGAGGAGCUCAAUUUUACAACAAGUUAUACACAAUCGUUUAAAGAUCAGAUAACAAGUGAUAAAUUUGCGCUUGUAAACAAAGUUCCUGUUGCAAAUGAAUGGCACUCUGGAGCGUCUGACUAUACAACAGAUGAUACUGAUGGAUAUAUGUUUCUUGUUAAUGUGGGAAAAGAAGACAAAUGUAUUUUCAAGUACGAAGUCCAUAAUCUUUGCGUCGGUUUACGUUAUGAAUUCUCCGCGUACUUGGCAAACGUUAUGAAAGAGGAACAUUAUGAUGGUAAAAUAAAUAUCAAAUUUCGAGUUAAAGAAACGCCGGAAAGCAAGAAAAGUAAAAUUGUAGAAAAAAAGACAGACGAUAUAAGUGCAUACGAAAAUAUGACUUGGGAAAAAUAUGGUCUUUCAUUUGUAGCGCAAACUGGUGCAGCCGAACUAUUUUUGGAUUCAAAACAUGAAGGGAAAAAAAACUAUUAUUUAGCUGUUGACGACAUCAAGUUACGUAUUUGUUCAGCUAACCGUUCUGUUCCCGCGCUUCCAAUUUCCUAUAACCAACCAGAAAUCUGUCCAAAUGCAACAUGGGACCAAACUGGCGUUACUGUUGUCAAUCAAACAGUGAUUGGUAAAAGUACUCCAGGUAUUUUUGUUGAUACUAACAAUACUCUGUAUGUGGCUUCAAAUGAUAAAAGUCGAAUUUUUAUUUUCUUUGAAAAUGGUACUAAUUCAACGCAUGAAUUUGUAUCCUUGUCCAAAACCAGCACUAUUUUCAUUAGCACAAACCGUGAAGUUUAUUUUGAGAAAUUCAACACGAAAGGUGAGAUUCACAAGUGGUCACAGAAUUCAUCGCAGUCUACAUCAGCAAAAUUUGACGAUCACUGUUAUGGACUGUUUAUUGACACACAAAAUACUCUCUAUUGUUCCAUGUAUGAAAACAAAAAAGUUCAGAAAAAAUCACUGAACGACGACUCCAAAAAAACAGAAACCAUAACAGAGAAGCUUUCCAAGCCAUUAGGAAUAUCCGUUGACACACAUAUGUACUUGUAUGUGGCCGACAAUAAUAACAACAGAAUCCAACUUUUUAAACCAGGACAGAAAAAAGGAACAACAAUUGCAGGCACGGGAGCUCCAAAUUCUCUUGAAUUAAGGUACCCUACAGAUGUUGUACUUGAUGCGGAUGGCGAUUUGUUCAUAGCUGACAACGGAAAUAAUCGAGUUAUUCGCUCGAACGAAGAUGGCUAUCAAUGCGUAGUAGGCUGCAAUGGCAACCAACGAUCAACAUCUAGCUCAUUAAUCAAGCCAUACGCUCUUCGUUUCGACAGUCAUGGGAACUUAUUUGUUGCAGAUGAACCCAAUUAUCGGGUACAAAAGUUUACUAUAAAACCCAAUUCCUGUGAACAUGAAAAUGAAGAAAUUUUAGCAGCCACAAACAUAAGCACAACAACCAUACAGCCUACCACAUCCCCAGUGGCAACAACAACAACUUCGACGCCAACAACUACCACGACUACAAUAACACGUGCAACUACACCAUCAACAACCCCAAUCAUUACAGAGAUAACCUCAACAAGUAAAGUAUCAACUACAACUAAGAGCGAAACAACGUCAGCAGCUACAAUACAAACUACCAGAACGACAGAAGCAACCUCGAGCGCUAUAGCAACAAAUAGAAAUAUUACAGCAACAGCUACGACAACGACGGAAACAAACUCAACCACUACAGUAACAAUUACAGCUAAGACCGGAACAACCUCAACCACAACCACAACAAUAACAAGUACAACUAUGACAGAAACAUCCUCAACCACAACGGUAACAACUACAACUACGACAGAAACAACCUCAACUACUACAACAACAACUUCGACUAGUACAGUAACAGCUACAACUAUUACAACAACAACUUCUACUACUACAGCAACAACAACAACAACGACCGAAAUAACCUCAACCACAACAGAAACAAGUACAACUACGACCGAAACAUCCUCAACCACAACAUUAACAACUGCAACUACGACCGGUACAACCUCAACCACAACAGAAACAACUACAACUACGACAGAAACAACAUCAACUACUACAACAACAACUAAGAAUACUAUAGCAAUAGCUACGACUACGAUACAAACAAUCGCAACCACGGCAGCAACAAUGACAACUGGGACUGAAACAACCGGAACCACUACAAGAACAACAAGUAAGAAUACUACUCCAAUAGUAUCAAGCAAUACAGAAACAAUCUCAGCCACUACAGGAAGAGCUACAACUAGGACAGCAACAACCUCAGGCUAUGCAACCGGUACAAUGAAAACUUCGGCUGCUACACCAGCAGCUACAGCGACUACAGAAUUUAUAUCAACUCCUAAAGUAGCAGCUACAAGCUCCAUAACGACAACAUUGACCAUUACAACAUUAUUGAUUGAAAUAUCAAGUGAAACAACGACUAGCGAGACACCAACAAUCUCAAUAAUUGCAACACCGAGAGAGACAAUCACAAUGACAAAAACUACACCAAAUACAGAGACAACAUCAGCGACAAUGAAAGUAACUAUAACGACUACAGAAGGAAGAUCAGUAACUGCAACACCAGUGUUAACAACUGCAACAGCUACAGAGGCAAACUUAACGACUGCAACAACUACGAUUGAAUUAUUCACUGAAGCUAUACCCACAGAGGCAAUAACAAACUCAACGUCAGUAACUAUAAUUGAGACGGGAACGCGCAGAAUAAGCACGACUCCAACUGAAAGCAUAACUGCAGCAAUAACUUUAACUGAAACAACAGCAAUGUCAAUAGGAACAACUGAAAUAAGUACGACCGAAGCAUUAGGUCCAACCACAACCGCAAUUAUAAUUGUGACUACUAGUACUAUCCCUGAAACAACAACAACUACAGACGUGACGAACGAAACUGUAGAAAUGGCAGUCACAAUGAGUAGUACUAUUAACAAUGGAGCAACAGCUACGACUGUUGCUAUUACUGAUGUAGUUACAGCAGUAACAAUAACAACCGCAAAAAAGGUGAGCACUGCUACUGUUACUACUACAACUCAGACAACAACAGCAACCUCAAUUGAAACAACGAUAACAACUGCCACAGGGACAGGUACGAAUGUACGACUAACUGCUUUUGUAAGCAGCAAUUUAACAACUAUAAGUGUAGCAGCUACAACUAUAGGAACCUCUACGCCGACGAUACGUAGAACAGAAUCCAAUAGGUUAACCUCAAGUACAACAAUGCCAACUACCAAAUCGCAGCAAAGGGAAACACAACCACCAUUUUUUCCAACACAAAUCUGUAAUAAUUCACAGAUCGGUGUCAACUGUAACGUGUCUAAUAGUCCAUGUGAUCUGUUGAAACCCUGUCAAAACAACGGUAUAUGUGAACGAAAUCCCACAGACAUCAAUGGUUAUAAUUGUUUAUGUUCACGUGGUUUCAAUGGUAGUCAUUGUGAUUUCGAUCAUCGACCUUGCAAACCACAAACUUGUCUCGACCAUGGAGAAUGUAACGAAACGUCUGAUUCAUCAUUUCUUUGUUUGUGUCAUGAUGGUUGGACUGGAAUUCACUGUCAAUCAAGGAUAGAUAAUUGCAACCAUACUGCAUGCGAAAAUCAUGGUGUUUGCCGAUCAAUAGUAUUGAAUUAUACGUGUGAAUGUCUUGGUGAUAGUUAUUCUGGUCGUCAUUGUGAAAUCACGUCUACGAAAAUUAUUAUUUUUCAAACUAUUUCGAAAUCAUUUUCUUAUAUUGCUAUUAUUGCGCUGUCAAUUGUUGUUAUGUUUAUUGUCAUCAUGGAUAUAUUGAAAUAUUGUUUCGGUAUUGAUCCAACACGUGACGAUUUGGAAAGAAUUCGACAAGAAAAACGAAAAUCUCGCGUAAUCCAACAGUUAUUUUAUGUUCAUUCAACAGCAGUAUCACCUGAAUAA
Molecule: messenger RNA, 4083 nt
Organism: Rotaria socialis
Lineage: Eukaryota; Metazoa; Rotifera; Eurotatoria; Philodinida; Philodinidae
Source: the annotation of a GenBank genome assembly